Periophthalmus magnuspinnatus is the source of this 5180-nucleotide messenger RNA. Its product is annotated as zinc finger and BTB domain-containing protein 39. Bases 125 to 2536 code for a protein of 803 amino acids. Gene Ontology annotation, molecular function: protein binding. The transcript is spliced from 6 exons. Gene Ontology annotation, biological process: negative regulation of transcription by RNA polymerase II; regulation of cytokine production; regulation of immune system process. The record is from RefSeq and is a predicted model, not a curated record. Lineage: Eukaryota; Metazoa; Chordata; Actinopteri; Gobiiformes; Gobiidae.
ACGCGACAGUAACUCAGCGCUCGCGUUUUUAUUCCUUCGGUUCAUCUUUUUCCAAACAAACCUCAGAAAUGCAACGAAACAGCCUCGUUUUUUACGUUUGAAUGGUUGUUCUGUGUUUUUCGUGAUGAGGAUUCUUCUCCAGGGUCCCAGUUACGCCCCGAGCCUCCUCUUGGAGCUCAACCGCCUUCGUCUCUCGCGCCGCUUCUGUGAUGUCCUGCUACAAGUCGGAAACCGCAAAUACCCUGCUCAUCGGGCCAUUCUCUCUUGUGCUGGGGCCUAUUUUUACAACCUGUUUGCUACGACUUCAGACUCCCUGUCUUCUACUACUAAUACUACUACUGCCUUCUCAUUGGAGUUUAUCUCUCCUUCAAAUUUUGAAAAAGUGCUCACGUUUAUUUACACGGGUGAGAUUUUGAUAGACUUAAUCGAUGUUGGGGUACUGUAUGAACUAGCCGAAAGAUUAGGGAUUAGUGAAUUGGUGAGAGCUUGUCAUGCAACGUUCCCAGACUUACAAACUUCAAAAAAUUGUAAAAAUAGUCCAGCAGAUCUAAUCUCCUCUGGUGUUGCUUCCAAUAACGAUGCUAACCUCGUCAGUGAAUUUGCCUGCUCCUCUGCGGCGUCUUGCUCCUCUCUCUCUUCCUCUGCUCCAACUCCCGCUUCGUUUUCACCUCCUUCUCAGCCAAAGCAAGCGCGGAGCAAUUCUGAAACAGCAAACUUGAACUUAAAAUCAGAAAAUAUCCAAGCAAUUGCAAACUACGGUCAAAUUUUGGCAGAGUCAGAGCAUCAGGAGCUUCCCCUAGGCAGUAAUGAUAAUGAUAAAACGACACUGUUCAUUGGUGCAGCUCUUCAACUCAAAACUGAACAGGAUUUUUCAGGAGAAGAAGAGAGGAGAGAUGAGCACAAAAUACAGAUAGAAGCGGAGUCUUUGGUUGGUGUUGAUGGAGGAGGACUGCAGGUGGGGUCGGUGCAGAGUGGAGAGGUGGAGAGAGAGAGUAGACUUUUCAUUCAGUCUGUGGAGGGUGCCAGAGGAGGAGGUGAAGACAGGAGUGAAUCUGAAGAGAACAAGAAUGGUGGAGUCAUGGAUGAACCGGAGGAGGAUGAGCAGUGGAGGCAACUCGCAGGAGACAUCAUUGAACUGAGCGAUGAUGAAAACUACUUAGAAGAGAAAGACGAAGAGGAAGAGGAUGACCUGGUCUGCAUCGAGAACGGAGCCAAUCCAAGCGCACAGGAGUCUGAGCAGCUCCCCUGUAAAGUCUGUGGUCUAAACCUGUCCUUGGACCCGGCUCUGGUCAGGUCUCACGCUGAGUCCCACCUCACAGAGGGGGGGCAGUGCGUCGUGUGUGGAGCCAUGUUCCUCGAUCCGGAGAGCGGACUGAACCAUGUAGUCUCCCAUGUGGGGGUGCAGCUGCAUGCCUGUGCCAUGUGUCAGACUCACUUUAGCAGCAGAGCCAAAGUCCUGCGCCACCUCAACGUCUCCUCCUCCUCCUACUCCAUCCCCCCGUCUGCUCUGAGCAGCAGUGCCCCCCAGAGCUCAGAGCUGCACUGCGCCCAAUGCAACAAGAUGGUCAGCAGGGACUUCAAGAGUGUGAGGGAGCAUGCUUUGGCCCAUGUGUCCGUUCAGUCUCUCUCCUGUUCAAUCUGCCCUCUCUCUCUACCCUCCCUGUGCCCCCUGCUCUGGCACGCCCUGUCGCACCUGUCCUUACCUGUUUUCACCUGUCCUCACUGCGCCUUGUGCUUUGUGGAGCGCCCCCUUCUGGACAGACACAUGAGCGCACACGCAGAGGAGGCCGCAGCCAAAGAGAGGGAGCGAUCGCUGCUCAGGGCCUUCGCUUUCAGGCCCAACGGGAGCUUGUCCGGAGGAUCCGAGGAGCUUCGAUGUCCAUUUUGUCCCCAAACUUUCCGGUCCUCUUCCUCUUUCCACUCCCACCUCAGCACUCAUUCUGCAGACGCCCUGUCUUCCAACACAGGUACUGCAGGCUUACUCGGCAAACGCAAGUCUGACUCUACUCUCAAUGGCCCCACUCCAUCUCUCUCGUCCCUUCGCGACAUCGGGGAGUUGUUUAAAAUGAGCAACGCUAACUUCAGUUACAGCUCACCCAAUAAAACCUUACCCGGACUCUCACAUGGUCUCGGGCCUGGCAUGCCUGCGUCUUUUGGGUCGACCUCGGGACAGGAGGCAGCAGACUUUGGAGCUGCUAAAGCCAAGUGGUACCGCUGUCGAUACUGCGGCAAGUCUUUCGCUCAUUCCGGAGAGUUCACGUACCAUUUACGAAUUCACACGGGGGAGAAGCCGUACCAGUGCAAAGUCUGUUUGCGUUUCUUCCGGGGCCGAUCGACGAUGAUUUGCCAUUUGAAAACUCAUGCUGGCGCCCUGAUGUACCGAUGUACAAUCUGCGGCCUCUUCUUUUCAACGCUAAAAAUGGUAUCGUCUCACAUGGAGUUACACAAGGACCACCUCCCUCCAGAUUUCAACAUUGAACAGACUUUUAUGUACAACGACCACUCCAAGGAACCGCUGCCCCCUGCUGACACAUGAAGAGCAGUUUGGGUUUUUACAACAAUGUACUGUUUGGCUUAGAGCCCAUGUUACACUGUUUUCUGAUCUGUGUUCUAAUGUUGUUUCCUCAUCACAAACAGACCUGGAGUUGUGUUUUGUUUCAUUCACAUGUUUAACACACAAACCUUGUAUAUUUAGGAUGAGUUCUUCUCUCAAACAGAAAACACUCUGUUCCACUUUGUGAUGUCAUGUGGUAAUACAGGAAGUGCUCCACAGUGUUUUUAAACUCCACACACCUUCACUAGAAUCAUUUGGAUAGUUUCAGCCUUGGAAUCACCAAUCUCUACUGAGCUAAAGGUAAAAGGAGCUGUUAACGUGAAAACUACCACUUUACGACAUCCCAAGGUGGAACAGAUCGUUUUGAAUUUUGCAGAUGUAGACAGACUAAUAAUGUACGAUUAUUUAAAUGUGUGUGAAUGAAACAAAACACAACUCCAGGUAUGUUUUUUUUUAUGAGGCAACAACAUUGUAUAUUAUAAAGCCUUUAAAGUCCCUUAAAGGCGCUGUACCUCAUUUUUUUGUCUUAAAAACAUGAAAAACAGAAGUAGUUCAUUUAAAACGGUUUACAGUGAUUCAAAGUUAAUCCACACUUGUCUAACACAUUCUGAGCAUCGUAAUCAUUCACAGUGAUGAGUUUAUAAGCGAUUUUCCUACCUUUUAGAGUUUUGCCGUCACAACAACUAGUAUGCUAACAUCGCACUUGUUGGUUUGUGAAUGGUUACAAGUUAUAAUUGGAUGCAGGUAGCUUAACUGCAGAAACAUCCAUCCAAAUGGACUUAAAUGUGGACUUAAAUAUGAAUAUACAUUUUGACUAGUUUUACUAAUUACUUAUUGGACUCACAUAAUUAUUAACAUGUUACUUGUUUCAGUACUUACAAGCUAACAGGAUAACUAACGUGGUAUUUUCACAGUAUCAGGUUCUAACUGCAAAAUCACAGGGCCGUCACAAAGCUAGAAACUGCCCUGCCAAAUUUUGAUGGUUAUCUUAAUAUUCUUGAAAUAAUAAGUAACGAGACUAUAGACAUAAUGAACUAAGUAUUUUAAUGUACUUUAUGUUGGAUUUAAGCGUGGUAUUGUUCUUAUAGUAAUAGGACAGUAAAAGAGAUAAACCGAUGUAUUGGCUGAUAUUUGCCCUUUUUAGCGUAGCCACUAUCAGCCUUAAAUCUCCAGCACAGGCCAAUAUUUUAUUUUGGCUGAUCAGCUGCCUAAAAAGUACUCAAACUUUAUUUAAACACUGCACAAAAUGUGACUACACAGCUCUGUCCGGUGUGUGGUAAAACAGCGCUGUGGGUGAGGUCGUAGUUAACUUAAAGGGCCCAUAUUUCUCAGUUUUCUGAUCUGUCUUAACGUUGUUUCCUCAGCACAAACAUACCUAGAGUUGUGUUUUGUUUGUUUGUCUACGACGAUGUACUGUUUGGCUUAAAGGGCCCACAUUAUGCUGUUUUCUGAUCUGUUCUAAUGUUGUAACAGCAUUAUAACAUGACUUUAAGUUCACAAGAGUCCAUUUUGGGUAAUAUAGGAACUUAAGUUACAGAAUUUGGGGAAAAUCAUAAAAAUCUGACCUAUAUAUCAACUCCAAAAUAUCAGCAGCUAUUGAUUUCGCUGGAUGCUAAACAAUCAGUAUUGGCCAUGAAAAACCCACAUCGGCCGAUAGACAGUAUUUAUAAUUGCGUGUGAAUUCAAAACUUGAACUUGAGAAAAUGUUUUUGUUAAAGUGUUUCUCGUGGACCGUAAACUGUUAAAUACAUUUAGACCAAUAGAAUGUAGUGAGUCCUGUAUAAUCUGUAGAAUACUGUUUAGUCAACCUCUCUAUAGUUGUGUCUCAAUGUCGCCACUCGAGGGCGCUCUUUUCUGUAAUAUUUCAUAAUAUGAGCAGUUGGUUGAUUGUUGACUGAAAUCUGUUACCUCUAUAUAUUUAUUAUCACAUUGAAACUGAAGUAGCACCAUUGUAGCAUAGAACUUUUAUAUUUAAUUUUUAACAAUAGUGUUUUGUAUGCAUUUUUAACAUGACAAACUUUUAUUUAUUUUAUUUACACAGACUGUAAGCUUUAAACUGAAUUCUGAGGGCUGAGAAUCAAAAUAUAACAUUUUCAACUAGUCCUAAAAGCUAAAUUUGUAUAAACCAAAACAUUAAAGGGGCACUAUGUAACUUUUUCAAAGCUCUGCAACGUGCUUGUCUCCAUGGAGAUGUUACUGCUUUGUUUGGGAUGAUCCACAGUAUGGCAUUAAACUUAUCUACUGUUCGUUAAUGCUUUUACAGAAAUUUUUACUGCUCAAAAUUACCUUGAAAAACUUCUAGUGUAAUACUGCACAUGCUUUCUUAAUGUUAGCGGGGUUGCCUCUCCGCAGAUCUGACCUCUGAUGUGUCCAGGAGGUGGCAUCUGCUGGUCUCUGUGCAGUUGGAUAAGUUUAAUGCCAUACGGUGGAACAUUCCAGGCAACGCAAUAAAAUCUCCAUGGAGACAGGCAGGGGCGGAUCCUCCAACAGAAAAGUUACAUAGUGCAUCUUUAAUAUAGCAGUUAAAGCGAAUGAUUCCAGCCUUUUAUGUGAUUUGUAUUUUGUAUUUCCACAAUUUAAUUAAUACUUAAAAUAUCAGCCAAUGAUUAAAGUGUUGUGCCUUUAC